GGCAGCGGCGGGCAGCACGGGCCGCGGCUCGUCUCACCUCAUGGCCCUGAGCGACGCCCAGCGCCAGGACUUUGUUUAACGCAAGGAAACAGCAGCAGUGGUUAUGCAGAAUUCUACUCCUAUGGAUGCCUACAGCAUUUCCAGCAAUGGGAACCCCGCCGGCAGUUCGGAAGUGGCCACGGAGCAACCUGCUGAUUUCAGGACUGAAAUUAUGAAUGUGACGGAGAUGGAACAGUCGCCCGACGGCUCUCCCAGUCUGAACGAAGAGCCCGCCGACGAGAGUGAAAUAACCAACGUCGGAGAGCUACCGGGGACAGAUGUUGAAGCACAGUUUCCUGCAGAAUAUGAAAAGUUUUGGAAAGCGGUAGAAGAUAAUCUCCAGGAUUUUACAGGCUGGGUGUACUUGCUUCAGUAUGUAGAGCAGGAGAAUCACCUACUGGCUGCCAGGAAAGCAUUUGACAAGUUUUUCACACACUACCCAUAUUGCUAUGGCUACUGGAAAAAAUAUGCAGACCUGGAGAAGCGACAUGACAACAUUAAACAAUCAGAUGAGGUGUAUCGGAGAGGGCUUCAGGCAAUACCUCUUAGUGUUGAUCUUUGGAUCCAUUAUAUAAACUUCUUAAAAGAGACCUUGGAGCCUGGCGAUGCAGAGACGUGCCAUACAGUGAGAGGAACCUUUGAACAUGCUGUGCUAGCUGCAGGAACGGAUUUCCGCUCCGACAGAUUGUGGGAAAUGUAUAUAAACUGGGAAAACGAACAGGGAAACCUGAAGGAAGUCACGGCUAUAUACGAUCGAAUCCUUGGCAUUCCAACGCAGCUCUACAGCCAUCAUUUCCAGAGAUUUAGAGAACAUAUUCAGAAUAACUUGCCCAGAGAUCUGUUAACUGCUGAGCAGUUCAUUCAGUUGCGCAGGGAAUUGGCUUCCGUGAACGGUCAUAGUGCCGAUGACGGUCCACCUGGCGAUGACCUCCCAUCCGGGAUCGAAGACAUAACCGAUCCAGCAAAGCUAAUCACUGAAAUAGAAAACAUGAGGCACAGACUCAUUGAGAUUCAUCAAGAAAUAUUUAACCACAAUGAGCACGAGGUUAGCAAAAGGUGGACAUUUGAAGAAGGAAUAAAAAGACCAUACUUCCAUGUAAAGCCUUUAGAGAAGGCCCAGCUAAAGAACUGGAAAGAGUACCUAGAAUUUGAAAUUGAAAAUGGAACUCAUGAACGUGUAGUGGUUCUCUUUGAAAGAUGCGUCAUAUCGUGUGCCCUCUAUGAGGACUUCUGGAUUAAGUAUGCCAAGUACAUGGAGAACCACAGCACCGAAGGAGUGCGGCAUGUCUACAGCAGGGCGUGUACGAUACAUCUUCCAAAGAAACCCAUGGUUCACAUGCUGUGGGCUGCAUUCGAAGAACAACAGGGGAAUAUCAACGAAGCCAGGAGCAUCCUGAAGACGUUCGAGGAGUGCGUCCUAGGGCUGGCAAUGGUACGCCUGAGAAGAGUAAGUUUAGAGCGGCGACAUGGAAACAUGGAAGAAGCUGAGUGCUUGCUUCAGGACGCCAUGAGGAAUGCCAAGUCCAGUAAUGAGUCUUCGUUCUAUGCCAUCAAACUGGCUCGUCACCUUUUCAAAAUACAGAAGAACCUUCCCAAAGCGAGAAAGGUGCUCUGGGAAGCCAUCGAGCGCGAUAAAGAGAACCCCAAAUUAUACCUCAACCUUCUUGAAAUGGAAUAUAGCGGUGACCUCAAACAGAAUGAAGAAAGCAUCCUCACCUGUUUUGACAGAGCUUUGCAUGGCUCUUUGCCCAUGAAGAUGAGGAUUACAUUUUCUCAGCGAAAAGUGGAGUUUCUUGAAGACUUUGGAUCUGAUGUGAACAAACUCUUGGAUGCUUACGACGAACACCAAGCACUACUGAAAGAACAAGAUUCUUUAAAAAGGAAAGCCGAAAAUGGAUCAGAGGAACCAGAUGAGAAAAAAGCACAUACGGAGGAUGCAACUCUGGCAUCUACACAGUUGAUUGAUGGAGAUAUGCAGGCAAAUCAAGCUGCAUAUAAUUAUAGUGCCUGGUAUCAGUACAACUACCAGAAUCCCUGGAAUUAUGGACAGUAUUACCCACCUCCCCCAACCUGAUGGAAAGAAUUAUUGCCUAGUGGAGCUUCUGGGAGUGAAUUUGUUUUUUUUUUAAAGGAGGGAUGUAAACAGAUCUUAACUUGACAGAAUUUGCUAACUGGUCUUCCCUGUUCAUGUGACAGUUUGUUUAGUAAGAGGGAGUCAUAAUUUGUUAAUAGCAUACCACUUGUAAAAUUUACUUUCUAUCGGAGAACUAUUUUUGGUUUUUGCAUUGUGGUCAAAUAUUUCAACAGGUAUUUAAAAGCAUCUAAGUUCAUUAGAGUAUGGGAAGGAAUGGACCGAAAUUAAUGUUUAUGUAGCGAGGCAUCGCUAUCGUGCAGAGGUUGGGGUGUCACAGCCCGCCCCUCUCUGAAAAGCUGGGUGCCUGGGCCCCUGUGUUUAAGUUGUCCUUGUGAAUUUUGAAUCUCCUUGCAAAAUUUGAAACUUGAAGCCUGAGAGGCAUAUUUAUGAGAAUGCAGUUUGCAUCCCUUUAAAAAAAAUCAUAUUGAAGAAAUGGUGUUUCAGGAGGACUUUUCUAUUUAGAAUGUUCAUAUGUGUGAGCAAACUUUCAUUUUGAUCAAACUGAUCAUCUUCAUUUUCGUAAUAAAACAAAGGAACUGUCCAGUAA
This is a messenger RNA of Ornithorhynchus anatinus (platypus), 2720 nucleotides long. It is a transcript of the gene PRPF39, whose product is annotated as pre-mRNA processing factor 39. The transcript has 14 exons. NCBI's taxonomy places the organism in Eukaryota, Metazoa, Chordata, Mammalia, Monotremata, Ornithorhynchidae. Gene Ontology annotation, cellular component: commitment complex; U2-type prespliceosome; U1 snRNP. Gene Ontology annotation, molecular function: protein binding. The coding region runs from base 104 to 2113 and encodes 669 amino acids. The record is from RefSeq and is a predicted model, not a curated record. Gene Ontology annotation, biological process: mRNA 5'-splice site recognition; RNA processing.